Molecule: messenger RNA, 1710 nt
Organism: Diutina rugosa
Lineage: Eukaryota; Fungi; Ascomycota; Pichiomycetes; Serinales; Debaryomycetaceae
Gene: GAP6
Product: Gap6p
Exons: 1
Coding region: 1-1710 (569 amino acids)
Biological process (GO): amino acid transmembrane transport
Cellular component (GO): membrane
Molecular function (GO): amino acid transmembrane transporter activity
Source: RefSeq, a predicted model, not a curated record
AUGUCCGACGCCAAAGAAGCCGUCGAAACCAAGUCCUCGUGGCUGGACGAGCCGGUGUACUCGCAACAGCUGCCAUACAGCGAAACCAGCACCGGCGGCCUGAAAUGGCAGAAUUUUAAAGACUCGUGGAAACGCGCCGACCCCGACUCCGUGUUGAAGGGCGAUGGCGGUAACGAAUUGAAGAAGGGGAUGAAGAAGCGCCAAUUGCAAAUGAUCGCCCUCGGGGGGUGUGUGGGUUCGGGUCUCUUGGUGGCGCUGGGUAAAGCGCUCACUUACGGCCCGGCGUCGGUGGUCAUCGCCUGGACGGUGGUGCUGACGUUCUUAUACUGUACCAUGCAAUCGUUGGCGGAGAUGUCCGCCGUGUUGCCUGUCGACGGUUCGUUCGCCGUGUACUCGGCGCGGUUCAUCCACCCGUCGUGGGGUUUUGCUAUGGGGUGGAACUACGCCCUUUUCUGGGUGGUGGUGUUACCCGUGGAAUUAGUGGCGGCGCUGAUGACAAUCAACUUCUGGCCACUGGAUAUCAAUAAUGAUGCCUGGGUCGCCAUCUUCUACGUGGUGAUCAUCGGGCUUAACCUCUGUGGCCAAAAAGGGUUCGCCGAAACGGAAUUCGUCGCCUCGGUGAUUAAGCUUUUGGGCGUUGUCGGUUGGGAUAUCUUCGCCAUUGUCAUGAUCGCUGGUGGCGGUAAGCAAGGUUACAUCGGGGCUAAGUACUGGCACAACCCGGGUUCGUUCACCGGUGGUUUCAAAGGGGUGGUGUCGGUGUUGGUCACUGCCACUUACUCGCUCGCCGGUACUGAACUUAUCGGUUUAACCGCGUCUGAAUCCAAGGAAAACCCCCGGAUCGUGCUUCCUAAAGCCAUCAAGCAGGUGUUCUGGCGUAUCGUCAUCUUUUACAUGUUGACGCUUAUCUUGAUCGGCUUCAUCGUCCCUAAGAACCUGCCCAAGUUGAUGAACGGUACCUCCGACAACUCGGCGUCGCCCUUCGUCAUCGCUAUCAACGACGCUGGUGUUAAAGGGCUCGACUCGGUGUUCAACGCCGUCAUUCUCAUCGCGCUUUUGUCCAUCGGUAACUCCGCCGUCUACGGGUUCUCGCGGACGAUGUUGGGUUUGGCCAAGGAAGAAUUGGCCCCCAAGAUCUUCCUCUACGUCGACCGCAAGGGUCGCCCUUUGGUGGGGAUCGCCGUGUGUGCCAUUAUCGGUCUCAUUUCGUUUGUCGCCGCUUCGCCUAAGCAAGGGGAAGUGUUCGCGUGGUUGAUGGCCCUUUCCGGGUUGCUGACGUUGUUCACUUGGGGCUCGAUCUGUGGCGCCCACAUCCAGUUCCGUCGCGCGCUUUACCACCAAGGCCGUACCACCGAUGAGCUCCCUUACGUCGCCAACACUGGCUUCUGGGGCGCGGUGUACGGUUUGCUCUGUAACAUCGUGGUGUUGUGCUUCCAAUUCUGGAUCUCGGUGUGGCCCAUCGGCAAGCAGCCAGACGCCCAGUACUUCUUCGAACAGUACUUGGCGGCGCCGAUCGUGUUGGCGUUCUUCCUCGGCCACUACUUCUUCUUCUACAAGGGGUGGAACCUCCUCAUCCCCGUGUCGCAAAUCGAUAUCGACACUGGCCGCAAGGAGGUCGACGUCGACAUGUUGCGCCAAGAGAAGGAAGAGGAGCUUGCUCGUCGCAAGGCGUUGCCAUUUUACAAGAAGAUAACGGCGUUCCUUUGCUAG